Molecule: messenger RNA, 775 nt
Organism: Drosophila hydei
Lineage: Eukaryota; Metazoa; Arthropoda; Insecta; Diptera; Drosophilidae
Gene: Pomp
Product: proteasome maturation protein
Exons: 3
Coding region: 340-744 (134 amino acids)
Biological process (GO): proteasome assembly
Cellular component (GO): cytoplasm; nucleus
Source: RefSeq, a predicted model, not a curated record
AAUUCAAGCAGUCAAACUUAUAAAAUGUAUAAACACGAAACAAAACAAUCAACAGUAAUUCCAUUGGUAAAUGUGCAUUCAAGUUAUUAAACAAAAUUCAAAUUUGUAUUUAUUUCAUUUGAAAGACAGCGCGCAUUGCAAGCAGACAAAAGCUGGUAGCUACCACAUCCUACCUUCGGCUCACAACAAUAACAUUUUAUCGUUAUCGCUGCGACAGGUUGCCACAUAGCGUUGCUAAAAAUUGACUAAAACAUCACUCACAGCUAACUUCACGUCGAGCCGAAUUCUGUUUUGUCAUCGUAAAGUACACUCCCGGAAUAACAAAAAUUUGUAUUUAAAAUGAAUCAACAAUCGCUAAAAGUGCGCCCUGUGGACGUGAAUGUGCUGAACGCAUCUGGCAAGGCGACGCUACCCACAGAGCCAAAUUGUUUAAGCCAAUUGGCGCACGUUCAUCGUCUCAGAGAUUCAGAACUGAAUUAUGCUGAUCACAAAUAUAAUAUAGAUAUGCAAAUGCUGCGUAAUCGUGAAGGACUUGGUGCCCCCUUAAAAAUGGGCAUGGAUCGGUUUGCUGCAAAGCAAGUUGGACGACUGCCUUUCCUGCAGUCCAGUAACUUAAUGGACGAUGUUUUGACAGGCCGCUGUGACGAAAUCUCGUUUCAAGACUUCUUAGGCUUACCCGAAAAUUAUGAGAAUCUGCGCCAGCCGCACGCCGUCGUAGAGAAGUCUUUGGGCAUAUAUCUUUAAAUAAAUAAAUCAAAAAAUCUUUACAUACCAA